Messenger RNA from Condylura cristata (star-nosed mole), 4698 nucleotides. RefSeq names its product maestro heat-like repeat family member 2B (gene MROH2B). Lineage: Eukaryota; Metazoa; Chordata; Mammalia; Eulipotyphla; Talpidae. Gene Ontology annotation, cellular component: cytoplasm; acrosomal vesicle. The record is from RefSeq and is a predicted model, not a curated record. The transcript has 41 exons. Bases 1 to 4698 code for a protein of 1565 amino acids.
AUGCUGAACAAGGAAGAUAAUAUUAGCAAGGAAGACAUUUAUAGUCACCUCACUUCCAUUAUUCAGAAUACUGAUAUCUUGGAUGAUGCGAUUGUCCAACGGUUGAUUUAUUAUGCUUCUAAGGACAUGAGAGAUGACAAUAUGAUCCGAGAAAUAAGAAUGCUAGCUGGUGAGGUUUUGGUGUCUCUUGCUGCACAUGAUUUCAACUCUGUGAUGUAUGAAGUACAAAGUAACUUCAGAAUCCUAGAGCUACCAAAUGAAUUUGUUGUGCUUUCUCUGGCUGAACUGGCUACCAGCUAUGUGUCCCAGAGCAUCCCAUUCAUGAUGAUGACACUGCUCACCAUGCAGACCAUGCUCAGGCUGGCAGAGGAGGAGAGGAUGAAGGGAGCCUUCUGUCUCGCCCUUGAAAAGUUCAGCAAGGCCAUUUACAAGUAUGUCAACCACUGGAGAGACUUCCCUUACCCCAAACUGGAUGCCAACCGACUGUCUGACAAAAUCUUUAUGCUGUUCCGGUAUAUAAUGGAGAGAUGGGCCCCCACGGCCUCACCCACACAAACUCUGGCCAUCAUUAAGACCCAUGGCCCCACAGUGAGCCUGCUGCUUCAUCGAGAAGACCUAUGUGACUAUGCUCUGGGCCAGGUGCCCUGGCUCCUGAACCAGUAUAAAGAAAAAGAGAUUGAUUUCCACAUCACUCAGAGUCUAAAACAAAUAUUGACCGCAGCGGUUCUCUAUGAUGUUGACUUUCCAAAGAUCUUGAAAAAAGGCAUCUUUUCGCAUUUACUCCACCAGGUCUGCAGAGUUUCAGAGCCUCCAGUGAAAGAAAAUGAAAUUGAAGCUUCAAGUUGCUUCCUCAUUCUUGCCCACUCCAAUCCCGCAGACCUGAUGGAAUUUUUUGAUGAACAAAUAAGAAGCAAUAAUGAAGUCAUCCGAAUGGGAAUUUUGUCCUUAUUAAGAUCAGCUGUCAAUGCUGACGAGCCCAGGUUGAGAGAUCACAUCACUUCAAUCGAAAGGAUAGUCAAAGUCAUCAUGAGUGACGUCAGUAUCAAAGUGAGGAAUUCCAUCCUCCUCCUCAUCCAAACCAUGUGUGAAAAGUGUUACAUUGAAGCCCGAGAAGGAUGGCCGCUGGUUGACUAUGUCUUCUCCCAGUUUGCAAUGUCCAAGAAGAAUCUGGAGAAACUGAAAUCUAACUCCCUUGAGGAUGAAAAGGGAGAAAUAUCCAUUCAAGAAACAAGCCUCGAGGUCUUAAAAACACUGGACCCACUUGUGAUUGGAAUGCCUCAGGUGUUGUGGCCAAGAGUCCUGACUUUUGUGGUACCUGCAGAAUAUACAGGAACUCUGGACCACCUUUUUAAUAUCAUCAGAAUUCUGAUUAUGGCAGAGGAGAGAAAGAGGAACAAUGAGAAAAAGUCAACGGAACUUGUCAUCUCUACUGGAUUUGUGAAACUUCCUACACCACAACAGUUACUGGCCAGACUUCUGGUAAUAUCUAUGCUUGCCAGUGUAGGCAAAUUAUGUGGGGUUGGUGCAAUAGGACUUUUGAAAAUAUUGCCUGAGCUAAUACACCCACAGUUGGUGGACCUAUGGAAAACACGAAUACCUGAGCUUCUGCAGCCUCUGGAAGGAGAGAAUACUAGUGCCGUGCUGUGGGAAGCUAUGCUGCUUCAGUUGCUCAAAGAAUCUUUACAGAAGAUCAGUGACGUAGGUUGGACCAUUCAACUGAGUCGGGAUUUCACACAGCAAAUGGGCAGUUAUAGCGAUACCUCUGUUGAGAAGAAAUUCCUUUGGAAAGCCUUGGGCACCACCUUGGGAUCCUGCCAAGAUGUAAAUUUUGUAAGCUCACAGAUUAAAGAAUUUCUGGUGGCACCCAGCCAACUGGGGGAUCAGCGACAGGGAAUAACAUCUAUCUUAGGAUGCUGUGCUGAGAACCACUUGGAUACCGUUUUAAAAGUUCUUAAAACAUUCCAAGACCGGGAAAAGUUUUUCAUGAACCGAUGUAAGGGUAUUUUUUCUGGGAAAAAGAGCCUGACCAAGACUGACGUCAUGAUGAUCUAUGGUGCAGUGGCCCUGCAUGCUCCCAAGAGUCAGCUCCUCUCCAGGCUGGACCAAGACAUCGUGUCCCAAGUCCUGUUUCUUUAUGGCCAGUGCUCUCAGGUUCUGGGCAUGUCUGUGGUGAACAAGGACAUGGAUCUGCAAAUGAGUUUCACAAGAAGCAUUACUGAAAUUGGCAUUGCUGUGCAAGACUUUGAAGAUUGGGGGUUUAAAUUUUCUCACAAGGAGGUGCUGCUUGGUUACAUGCUGGAUUUCAUCAGGGAUGAGCCCCUGGAUUCCUUAGCUAGCCCUAUUCGGUGGAAAGCCCUCAUUGCCAUCCGAUACCUCAGCAAACUGAAGCCUCAGCUCUCACUAAAUGAUCAUCUUAAUAUUCUUGAAGAGAAUAUUCGAAGGCUACUGCCCCUUCCACCUCUGGAAAAACUCAAAAAUGAAGGCCAGACAGACAAGGAUAAGGAGCACAUUCAUUUUCUCUAUGAGAGAUCCAUGGAUGCCCUCGGGAAGCUGCUGAGGUCCAUGAUGUGGGACAAUGUAAAAGGAGAAGAUUGUCAAGAAAUGUUUAAUCUUCUCCGAAUGUGGCUUGUUUCACAAAAAGAUUGGGAAAGGGAAAGAGCCUUCCAGAUCACCGCAAAAGUGCUGACAGAUGACAUUGAGGCACCAGAGAACUUCCAAAUUGGCUCACUCCUUGGUCUCCUGGUGCCUCACUCCUGUGACACACUGCCCACCAUCCGUCAGGCAGCCGUAAGCUCCGUCUUUGGUCUGUUCUAUAUAAAAGGCAUUCAACUGGAAAUGGAAAGGCUGCAGCAUUUGCAGGAAGGGCUAGAAUGCAAUGAUGGUCAGGUCCAUAUCAAGAUUUCUGCUAAAAUAGCAAAGAUUAUCAGCAAGUUCAUCCCAAGUGAAGAGAUCCUCGUGUUCCUAGAAGAAACACUGGAUGGCCUGGAGAGCCUCAGCCCCACAUGUGCAAGGGCCUGCGGUGUGUGGUUGAUGGCUGCCCUGAGGGAGCACGGUGCCACUUUGGAAGAGCAGCUGUUGGAUAUCUUGAGCAUAAUUUACCAUCACAUGCCAGUGCUCAGACAAAGAGAGGAAAGUUUUCAAUUUGUGCUGGAAGCCAUCUCCCAGUUAGCAAACUUUCACAUGGAUGCUGUUGUUGCCAACCUCUUACAGAAGCCUCUGCCCUUUGACAGGGACAUAAAGACAUUGUGGAGGGCUCUGGCUGAGAACCCAGCCUCCAGGGAAAAGCUCUUGCGAGCCUUGGUAGACAAUCUGGACGACCAGUUAGAAGACGACCUAGCCGGGAUCGAUGCAAUAGCAGUGUCCUGUGCCAUACAUGAAGUGGUGUCCACAGGCACCCCUGUCAUACACUUAUACCCAGAGCUCUUCACUCUUCUCCUGAAGCUGGUGAGCUGCACUCUGGGCCAGAAGAUGCCCACUUCUUCCUUGAAUCGCCGCCGGCGGGUGAUGCAGCAGGGAGAAAGGCAGCAGCUGGCAGAUCCCUGCAGGCUCUCCACGGUAACUUUGAAGUGCGUGCAAACCCAAGCCAUGAAAGAAGGCCUUGCCAAGGAAUCUGAUGAGGGGGACAACUUAUGGACACUGCUCUGCAGUCCCAGUACCCACCACAUAGGAGUCUGUGCCCUGGCCAGGAGCAUGGCAGUAUGGCAACACAAGGUCAUCCUGGACGUUAUUGAACUGCUACUCUCAUCUCUCACCUCCUCCUCGGAGAACUACCGGAUCACCGGCACAGCUUUCUUCUCAGAGCUGGUAAGAGAGCCGAUCCUUUGGAAGCAAGAGUAUCUACAAGAUAUUCUCAUCCUCAUGGAUCAGAGUGCCUGGGACACCAAUGCCACUUUAAGGCAAAUGGCCAUCCGAGGCCUUGGUAAUAUGACUUCUGGAGCCCCCAACAAGGUAAAGAAGCAUAAGCAGAUAAUAUUAGAGUCUAUCAUCAGAGGCCUGUAUCACCUGGCCCGCACAGAAGUUGUCUGUGAAAGCCUGAAGGCUCUGAAGAAGAUCCUGGAGCUGCUUACAGACCGAGACGUGAGCUUCUAUUUCAAAGAAAUAGUGCUGCAGACAAGAACCUUCUUUGAAGAUGAGCAGGAUGAUGUAAGACUGACUGCCAUCCUCUUAUUUGAGAAUCUGGCAUCCCUAACAGGAAGAAGGUGGAAAAUUUUCUUUGCUGAAGAAAUUAAAAAGAGCAUGAUUUCAUUCCUUCUCCACCUCUGGGACCCCAAUCCCAAGAUUAGCGCUGCAUGCCGGGAUGUCCUGGUCAUCAGCAUUCCUUUCCUGGGCCUCCAAGAAGUCAGUGGAGUAUUAGAUCAUCUCCUUGAUGGUCAGGAUCUGCCAAGGGCCAGGGACUUCUACAGGCAAUUCUGCAUAAAACUGGCGAAGAAAAACCAGGAAAUCCUGUGGAUUCUCCACACCCACUCCUUCACCUUCUUCAACAGCAGCUGGGAGAUGAUCAGGAGCGCUGCCAUCAAACUUACAGAUGCCAUUAUUGUCAAUUUGACCAGUCAGUACUUGACACUGUUAGACAGAGAACAACUGACCACACGGCUUCAAGCGCUUCGUCAGGACUCCUGUGUCAGCGUCCAGAGAGCAGCAGAAGCUGCCUUACAGACCCUCCUGAGAAGGUGUAAAGAGAUAAGGAUCCCUCCUUAA